AUGACUUUGCGGCUUUGCUGUGCCUGGAUUUUUAUCCUCCUCCUUCCUGGCCUCUCAGACGGAGGGAAACACCUGGUGGUGCCCAUGGAUGGAAGCCACUGGCUUAGCAUGUGGCAAGUGGUCAAAAAGCUCACCGAGAGAGGACACGAAGUGGUGGUGCUUAUACCAGAAGUAAGCUGGCAGAUGAAGACAACACAGGCGUGCACCGUGAAAACAUACCCAGUGUCUUACACAUUAGAAGAGCUGGAUAAUGCCUUUCAUGAAUAUGUUGCCACUCACCUGAAGGACCUGCCUUUCCCGCUGAAUGUUCUAGCGUUGUACAACAACUCAGUGCACGUUUUCCAUACAUUCUUUGUUCAGUGCAAGAACCUGUUCAACAGCAAGGAGACCCUGCAGUACUUGAAUCAAAGCGGCUUCGAUGCUGUCCUAACAGACCCCAUUUUUAUGUGCGGAGCGACACUUGCUAAUUAUUUUUCUCUUCCAUUUGUGUUCUUCAUGAGAGGAUUUCCUUGCAACUUACACUAUGAAGCACCACAGUGCCCAAGCCCUCUGUCCUACACCCCAAGACUAUUUACCUUCAACUCAGACCGCAUGACUUUUUUCCAGAGAGUGGAAAAUGCACUGGUUGCCCUCCUGGAGCUUGUGUACUGUAACAGUUUCUAUGAAGACAUGAUAAAGUUUUCCUCUGAAGUUCUUCAGAGAGAUGUAUCCCUGCUAGACCUUCUGAACUCGGCUUCCAUUUGGCUUCUGAGAUUUGACUUUGUGUUCGAGUAUGUCAGACCAGUGAUGCCGAAUAUGGUCUUUAUUGGAGGUAUAAACUGUGCUCAGAGGAAACCGCUAUGUAAGGAGUUUGAAGCUAUUGUGAAUGCCUCUGGAGAACACGGCAUUGUUGUCUUCUCACUGGGCUCCAUGGUCUCUGAGAUUCCUAUGAAGAAAGCCACAGAAAUUGCAGAUGCCUUGGGAUCAGUCCCUCAAACGGUUUUGUGGCGAUACACAGGAGAGGUGCCCCCCAACCUGCCGAAGAACGUAAAGCUUGUCAAAUGGCUGCCACAGAAUGAUCUUCUAGCUCACCCUAAGACUCGUGCCUUUAUUACCCAUGGAGGCUCACACGGUGUUUAUGAGGGCAUAUGCAAUGCAGUGCCAAUGGUACUAAUGCCUUUAUUUGGAGACCAGAUGGACAACGCCAAGCGAAUAGAGUCACGGGGAGCAGGACUGACACUGAAUAUACUCGAAAUGACUUCAAAGGACAUCUCCGCUGCCCUGAAAGCAGUUAUUAAUGAUAAAAAGUACAAAGAGAACAUCAAGCGUCUCUCUGACCUUCACCUCGACAGACCCAUCCACCCCCUGGACCUGGCUGUGCACUGGGUGGAGUUUGUAAUGAGACACAAAGGGGCCCCACACCUGCGACCUGCUGCUCACGACUUGAACUGGAUCCAGUACCACUCCCUGGACGUCAUCGCCUUCCUCCUCUCUGUGGUGCUCCUCUCCCUCUUCAUUUCUCUGAAGUGCUGCCUGUUCUGCUGCCGCAGGUGCUGCUGUAAGAAGGGAAGACCAAGAAAGCCAACCAAAUCAAAGUCCCACUAGCAGAUGAAACCAGUGGUAGGACAUAAGGCCUCCGCUCCAGACCAGAAGGAUCAAAGAACAUCUCAAAUUUCACUAAAAUAAUUGCUGACUUUCUGUCAAGAAAUAAUAGUGUUCCUUUAAACUGGCACCAUAGGAGGGGUUGUUUCACUGAUGAUAACAAUUUUUGCCUUUAAUUAAGAAUCGGGUGUUAAAAAUAAUUUGUAUGGGAGUACUUCAGUUACUUGGAAGGAUAUUAGUCCAAGGCUUCUGGCUUCCACGUCUUGGUGUACAGAGGACUCAUGGUGAUAUUUUUUUUUUUUAUCUCUAUAUGCAGUGGAGAGAUAUAUAGGGAUUUCAUAAGACUUUGCUUCAAGGGCUUUAGGAGAACCAUUUGCUCUAGUGUAAGACUGUCAGGUUUAUCAAGCACUUUGAAAUCUUUGUAUAGCUGUUGUUAUAGAAGAGGCAAAUGUUACACACUGACAAUACAUGUCACAUAAGCCAAGCUACACGCACAUCUUAAAUGGGUUUUGUGUGUGUUUACAAUACCCUGAACUCAAUCAAGGUUUCGGCAGGGAAGUGGUUGUAAAGCCACUAGUGUUUCACCCAAGUUCCCCAUCAGGCAGAGUACUGUAUCUGGAGUUUACGUGUUAGAUGAUGAGACCUUUGUAAGCAUUGUUUCUAAAACCCAACUGAUUUCCUCUUUGUAAGUGAUGUUCAGAUAAAGACCCAAACCCCACCCCUAUAAAUAAAUCCCC
Aptenodytes forsteri (emperor penguin) is the source of this 2318-nucleotide messenger RNA. Its product is annotated as UDP-glucuronosyltransferase 1-8. Gene Ontology annotation, molecular function: UDP-glycosyltransferase activity; hexosyltransferase activity. Lineage: Eukaryota; Metazoa; Chordata; Aves; Sphenisciformes; Spheniscidae. The record is from RefSeq and is a predicted model, not a curated record. The coding region runs from base 1 to 1584 and encodes 527 amino acids. The transcript is spliced from 5 exons.